This is a messenger RNA of Lachancea thermotolerans CBS 6340, 1995 nucleotides long. It is a transcript of the gene MRE11, whose product is annotated as MRX complex nuclease subunit. The record is from RefSeq and is a predicted model, not a curated record. Bases 1 to 1995 code for a protein of 664 amino acids. NCBI's taxonomy places the organism in Eukaryota, Fungi, Ascomycota, Saccharomycetes, Saccharomycetales, Saccharomycetaceae. Gene Ontology annotation, molecular function: manganese ion binding; 3'-5'-DNA exonuclease activity; DNA endonuclease activity. The transcript has a single exon. Gene Ontology annotation, biological process: telomere maintenance; mitochondrial double-strand break repair via homologous recombination; meiotic DNA double-strand break formation. Gene Ontology annotation, cellular component: nucleus; Mre11 complex.
AUGCAAGAAUACCCGGAUCCCGACACUAUUCGUGUCCUGAUAACUUCUGAUAACCAUGUUGGAUAUAAUGAGAAUGACCCCAUAGCUGGGGAUGAUUCCUGGAAGACAUUUAACGAGGUAUUGACUAUCGCCAAGGAUUACAAUGUUGACAUGGUUCUUCAAGGAGGAGACCUGUUUCAUGUCAACAAACCUUCCAAAAAAGCACUUUAUCAAGUCAUGAAAAGUCUACGUCUAAACUGCAUGGGUGACAAGCCAUGCGAACUCGAGCUACUGAGUGACCCGUCGCUCGUGUUCAAGUUUGGUGAGUUUUCAGACGUAAACUACGAAGACCCUAACCUGAAUAUAUCAAUACCGGUGUUCAGCAUAUCGGGAAAUCACGACGAUGCCUCAGGUGACACAUUACUGAGCCCAAUCGACAUCUUGCAAAUUAGCGGCCUGGUAAACCACUUCGGUAAAGUGAUGGAAAGCGAUAAUAUCGAAGUUACGCCGCUCUUGUUUCAAAAAGGAGACACCAAACUCGCCCUUUAUGGGCUGGCCUCUGUGAGAGAUGAGCGACUUUUCCGCACUUUCAAGGAGGGCAAAGUCAAGUUCAAUGUUCCCGCCAUCCGCGAUGGCGAAUGGUUUAACCUUAUGUGUGUUCAUCAAAAUCAUACGGGGCACACAAACACUGCAUUUCUUCCGGAGCAAUUUCUUCCAGACUUUCUUGAUCUUGUUGUGUGGGGUCAUGAGCACGAAUGCAUACCCCACCUUGUGCGCAAUCCAACAAAAGGGUUCGAUGUGCUGCAGCCAGGUUCUUCGGUCGCAACCUCAUUGUGCGAUGCUGAAUCAAAAGAGAAACAGGUAUUUAUACUCGAAGUUCGGGCUGGAAAGCACCCUAAUCUCACCAGUAUCCCUUUAAAAACUGUCAGACCUUUCAUAAUGCGAGAUGUUUCUUUGAAGGAUGUACCUGGUUUAAAGCCCCAUGAUAAAGACUCAAUUACCAGUUAUUUGCAACAAGAAGUCAAAGCUAUGAUUACAGAAGGACUUGAGCAAAAGUCUGCGAGGAAACGUACGGCCGAUGGAGCGCAAGAAAUUAUACCGUCUUCUGAUUUACCUCUUGUUCGCUUGAGAGUAGAUUAUAGUGGAAGGAAUGAAGCGGAUUUGGACUUUCAGGUAGAAAAUCCUCGGAGAUUCAGCAAUCGUUUCGUCGGCCAAGUAGCUAACACGAACAAUGUCAUUCAACUUUAUAAGAAAAGAUCGGGAUCUAAGAAGCUAAAAGAACAAAUGGAUGUGGAGGCUUUAGCCAAGGAGAGAGACAGCAAUCUUGGUGUGCAGACUAUGGUCAAAGGUCUAUUGAAAUCCAUGAAUCUUUCUUUGCUACCAGAACUCGGGAUGAACGAGGCUAUAGGCAGGUUUGUCGAGAAAGAUGAGAAAACUGCUCUCAAAGACUACAUUGAUCGUGAAAUUGACAACGAAGUCAAAAUUUUGAUCUCAAAUCAGCAACUUGUGAACAUCGAAGACAUUCAAGAUUUAAAAAAGCUUGUGAAAGAAGUUAGGUCGGCAAACUCUCUCGCUUCACACAGGCGGCCUUUUGACAAUUACGAGUUGGCGGCUGCGUCCAAUGCAUCGAAUCAAUCAGUCGACUCUGAUUCAGACUUUGAUAUUGAAGCAACUUCAUCGCGUUUCCCUAUAACAUCAAAAGUCACAAGAGCGCCUCGUUCCACCAACCACAAAACAAGAGCUCGCGAGCAGCACCCGGUUAGCGCCGAAAUCGUAAACUCUGAGGGAAGUGACCCAGGGUUUUCCCCCAUGGAGAUAGACGAUACACACGAAGAUCACCAGGAGCAUCCCAGCAACGUAUCGAGACGCGAAACUGAAGUCGUAGAGGGUUCAUCAGAUAAAAAGCGCACUUCGAGGAAAAAUACACAAAGCCGGAAAAACCAACCCAAAGCUGUAAGGCAGAAAACGCCCAAAACAGAUAUGCUAAAUUCUCUGCUUGCUCGGAAAAGAGGAUGA